Messenger RNA from Oreochromis aureus, 3191 nucleotides. Its product is annotated as glutathione hydrolase 5 proenzyme-like. The transcript has 13 exons. Bases 178 to 1902 code for a protein of 574 amino acids. Gene Ontology annotation, biological process: leukotriene D4 biosynthetic process; inflammatory response; glutathione catabolic process. The record is from RefSeq and is a predicted model, not a curated record. NCBI's taxonomy places the organism in Eukaryota, Metazoa, Chordata, Actinopteri, Cichliformes, Cichlidae. Gene Ontology annotation, cellular component: plasma membrane. Gene Ontology annotation, molecular function: glutathione gamma-glutamate hydrolase; leukotriene-C(4) hydrolase activity.
CAAAGCUGUUAAUACAUAAACUACGCAUGUGACAGAGACUUAAGCCGACCACCUUCUGAUGGAGUAGCCAUCUCUUCCAAUUAGUUAUAGAGUUAAUAAUUUGUCAGCUACCAAAUCACUUGUAAAAUUUCAGAGAAAGUAACUUCCAGAGAACAGAGAAAUAGAUAAGAAAGAACCAUGCUUCGGUCAACAAAAGUUUUGAUUGUGGGUGCCAUUGUAAUAGCGGUUGUUAUAAUUGUGGGUGUUCCUGUGGGUCUACAUAUGAGGUCCAAAUGGUCCAGUGGAACUUCCUCAGAAGCUGCAGGCUGUGGGAAAUGUUCAAGGACUGGAUGGUGUCGGACCACACAGCGGAGUUGCAGUAAGAAUUCCUUUAAAGCUGCAGUGGCUGCAGACUCUAAGAAUUGUUCAGAUAUUGGACGGGACAUUCUUCAGAAAGGCGGAUCUGCAGUAGAUGCCGCCAUUGCUGCGCUGCUGUGCACCUCCAUCAUCAACCCACAGAGUGCGGGAAUCGGAGGAGGGUCCAUAUUCACAAUUAUGGACAGCUCUGGUAAAGUAACAAUAAUCAACUCCAGAGAGACUGUCCCCAGGAACGUGAACCCUGAUCUGCCUAAGUCAUGUCCUAACACCACAGACUGGAAGCAAGAUAGCAAAUGGAUUGGGGUUCCUGGGGAAAUUCGAGGUUAUGCAGAGGCACACCGGCUGUAUGGGAACUUGUCAUGGGCUGAACUCUUUCAGCCGGCCAUCGACCUGGCCAGAAACGGGUCGCGUAUUGAAUACGUCCAUGGUCAAUACAUCCAACGCAUUAAUAAUACGUCAAUACGGAAACUAUAUUCAGUUGAGAACGGGAACCUGCUUAAAACCGGUGAUACUGUGGAAUUUGGGAAACUGGCUGACACUUUAAAGAUGAUCGCAAACGAGGGACCAGAUGUGUUUUACAACGGAACAAUAGCAAAGAAUUUAAUCAGUGACAUUCAGGAUGCAGGAGGAAAACUCACACUGGAGGACUUGGCAUCGUAUAAAGUUAAAGUGACUGAUGCGUGGAAUAUUUCUUUGGGAGAGUAUCAGAUGUACUUCCCUCCACCCCCUGCAGGAGGAGCCAUCCUCAGCCUCAUCCUCAACAUCAUGAAAGGAUAUAAAAUAAAUAAAGAACCUAACAUGACCGAUGAAAAGAUAUUCUUUUAUCACCGUUAUAUUGAAGCUUUAAAAUUUGCCAAUGGAUUAAAGAAACAUAUCAGAGAUCCAGAGUUCAACCCAGAUAAUUUCACAGAGAUGGCAAAGAAUUUAACAGAGGAUAGCUAUGCUGACUACAUACGGAGUUUGAUCACUAACGAGACUCAUGCCCCUGAGUUUUAUGGUGACACCCAGUAUGUGGACAGCACAGGUACCACACACGUUUCUGUCCUGGCUGAAGAUGGAUCCGCUGUGUCUGUCACCAGCAGCAUCAAUGACAUAUUUGGUUCCAAGGUCCUCUCUCCAAGCACUGGAAUCAUUCUCAACAACCAGCUGUCUGACUUCUGUGAAAGACGUGAUAACAUCUCUCCUGGGGAGCGUCCUCCUUCCUCUAUGGCCCCAGCUGUGCUGAAGUCUGAGUCAGAGACGCUGGUAAUCGGAGGAUCUGGUUCGACUAUGAUUACAACUGGAAUGGCCUCGGCGCUCAUCAAUCAUCUUUGGUUUAACAAGACCCUUGAGGAUGCAAUUAAAGCUCAAGUUUUUUUUGUCAACUCUAAAUACGAAGUUAUGUUUGAACCUGAGCUUACCCAAAAGGACUUACUGGAUUCUCUUAAAGCUUGGGGACAUAAUAUAACAACAUUCUACAAUGUAGUUAAUGCUGUGGAGAAGAAGAAUGGUUCUAUCUAUGCGUGGUCUGAUGAAAGGAAAAAAGGCAAAGCAGCUGGCUACUGAGAUCAAGAGUCAGUCUGACCUUCUUUCACUUUUCUGUUCAGGUUGUUUGUUCACAUUCUGAUCCCUGUCCUGCAAUUCCUUACAGGUUACAGCUUACAAAAUAAAUUGUAUUUGAAUUGGGAAAUCAAUUCUUUUAAAUCCACCUGUAGAUCCAAGCCCCGAUAAAUGGGAGUGUUGCAUUUUAAACUGAAUUUGAUUGUAUCUAUUGUCGUGACACCUGUAGUAGAAAGAGAUUGAAGCCUCCCUCUGGCCGCCUCUACAUCACAGGUAGGAGAGGUUAAAGGUCUUUAUAUCCAGUCUUAUGUGAUUAAAAAUGUGCUAUAACAGAGCUUUUCUCUAUUUCCUAAUAAUAAAGCAUUUUUUUUCUUAAUCAAAGAGAAAUUAGAAUAUGAGUUUGAUCAAUCAAUAAAUGAAAAACAUAGUGUGGCUAGUGGAAAUAACGUUUCUAAUAUCCGAGUUUUCUGGUGGCUUAUGUGUGCACUUGAGUCAGCUUCAACCUUGAUAUUUUUGUGUGCGUCUCGAGGAAUGCAGGAAGAUAAGAACCUGCUCAUCAUACACAUAAUUCUAAAUCAGAAAAAUAACAUUAAGUGCUGUAAUUGUGAAACACAGAACCAUGAUUUAUAUUUGGUUUUACUGAUGAUUAACACAGUCGCACAAACACCCCAAACUGUUUAAAAUAUAACAACAUAUUAAACAUAUUAAUUGUAUGUACCAGUUACAUAUUUACAUUUGCUUGUAUGUGGUUAAACUGAGGUUUAAUUAUGGUCAAUGUCCUAAUAUUGGCAUGUUGAAAAUAUAUACAAAUAAAUAUGUUUAUCUUAACUAAUGUAACGAAUCAGAAAAAAGAACAACAAUGAUUCUAAUGACAAGCCUCAUCAAGAGUCUGACACUGGUGUGUGUGGGUGCAUGUGUGGUACAGGAUGGGUGUGAAAGUGGCACAUUGGAGCCACUAAUCUCAAAGAAAGGUCUGACUUACAAAAUAUGAUGUACAUCUGUAACAGUAUGAUUUAAUAACAGAAGUUCCAUAAAAAAAUUGAAACUGAAAAUAAAUCAUAAUCAACAUAGUUUUAAAAAGUAAAAGAAAGUGUUUCUCUGGUUUUGAAAUGAGAAGAGAUUAUGUUACAUUGAAUUUUCAUGUGAAAAUGUGCUAAAGACAAAUCGAACUGAUGUAGAAUUACAUAAAGGUAGAUAACUAUAGUUUAAGUGAUUUGAUUAUUAUUUUGUGAUUUUUACUAUUUGAUCUUGCUUUUGCUUCUCUUUUGCUAAAUUCAUUUAAUAAAAUUUCCUGC